UACUUCCUCGGUUCUUGUCCGUGCCUAUCCUGGUUUGUCGGUGUGAGCAGAGUUUCCCUUCCGCUUACAGGCUGCUGUCAUACAGCUACCAUGUUAUCCCAUUCCCGGUGUCUCACCAGGAAUUUUUGCCGUUCUCUCUCUGCUAUCCGCCAGGGGAAUAAUGUGUUAGCUCGUCGGGCCACGGCAGCUCUGUCGGUUAGCCAUUCUAUCACUUUGAACAACAAUGUAAAAUCGGAUCCCCGGUCCAACGUCUUCCAAAUCCAGUACUUCAGGACAUCUGUAGCCCACAGAGAUGACGUUGUUACAGUUAAGACUCCUGCUUUUGCCGAAUCCGUCACAGAGGGGGACGUGAGGUGGGAGAAAGCUGUUGGAGACACUGUCAUGGAGGAUGAGGUGGUGUGUGAAAUUGAAACUGAUAAGACAUCAGUGCAGGUUCCCUCUCCUGCUGCUGGAGUGAUUGAGGAGCUUUUGAUCCCUGAUGGAGGAAAGGUUGAAGGCGGGACUCCACUCUUUAAGCUUCGAAAAGGAGCUGGUGCUCCCAAAGCUGCAGAAGCUCCAAAAGCCGAGGCCCCGGCUGCUGCAGCCCCCCCACCACCUUCUGCCGCUGCUCCUCCUACUCCACCUCCUCCCACCUCAGCUGUAGGCCCCAUUCCCACCACGAUGCCCCCUGUGCCACCUGUGCCAACACAUGCUAUGGACUCUAAACCAGUUUCCGCCAUCAAGCCCGCUGUUGCUCCAGCUGCACCAGCGGCCCAAGCAGAGGGCGGAGCUAAAGGAGCCAGGACAGAAAGCAGGGUUAAGAUGAACCGCAUGAGACUGAGAAUUGCCCAGAGAUUGAAGGAAGCCCAAAACACCUGCGCUAUGUUGACUACGUUUAAUGAGGUCGACAUGAGUAAUAUCACAGAGAUGAGGAAAUCUUACAAAGACGCCUUCCUGAAAAAACAUAACAUCAAGCUGGGCUUCAUGUCUGCAUUUGUGAAGGCUGCUGCCUAUGCUCUGGCUGACCAGCCUGCUGUUAAUGCUGUAAUUGAUGACACAACAAAAGAGAUUGUGUAUAGGGACUACGUUGACAUCAGUGUGGCUGUGGCCACGCCAAAGGGUCUGGUGGUUCCUGUAAUCCGAAAUGUAGAGGGAAUGAAUUUUGCUGAUAUUGAGAAGGCCAUCAAUUUGUUGGGAGAAAAGGCCCGUAAGAAUGAGCUGGCUGUUGAGGACAUGGACGGAGGAACCUUCACAAUCAGCAAUGGUGGCGUGUUCGGGUCCAUGUUUGGUACACCUAUAAUCAAUCCACCACAGUCUGCUAUUUUAGGCAUGCACGGCAUCUUUGACAGGCCAGUUGCAGUUGGUGGCAAGGUGGAGAUCCGUCCCAUGAUGUAUGUUGCCCUGACGUACGACCAUCGUCUGAUUGAUGGAAGAGAGGCCGUCACUUUCCUGCGCAAGAUCAAGUCAGUGGUGGAGGACCCCAGGGUGCUGCUCCUUGACAUGUGAAACCUUUGGCCCAACCAAACAAACCACCCUACACAGUUUCUGUACUCACCUGAUGAACAUUACCGUAACUGCAGUUGAUGUCUUGUUGUAUUGGUUGACUAGAGAAAAAAAAAAGGAUUUUUGGAGAACAGUUGGGUAGUGAAAUGAACAUUUAUAAGGCUGGCAGUGAUAAAAGGUUUGGAGAUGUUGUGAAGAAAUGUCUGGCGAUUCUGUGCUGCUGGUCUCUAGAUCAAAGAAAAAACGCUAUUCUAUAACUCAUGUGCUCCAUAUGUUGUUUUUUUUACAUACAACUUAAACAUUUUCAACUUAAUGUGAGAUGAAUGGCAAACAGAUAAACUCAAUAGUAUCAUUUGAUUAUUUUGGUCGAGAGAAGAACAAUGAGCACAUGUUGGGCCAGAAACCAAGUAACACUAUGUUUCGAAAUGUCCAAAGUGAAGAAACCCUCUGAAUUUAUGCCAUCUGUUUCACAAAAAAUCUUGUUAUGCUGUGUUCGAAAGAGUAUUUAAGAAGAAGAAAAUUUUAAACAAUAAAAGCUGCAUUACCCAACUGUA
Messenger RNA from Scatophagus argus, 2036 nucleotides. It is a transcript of the gene dlst, whose product is annotated as dihydrolipoamide S-succinyltransferase. The transcript is spliced from 15 exons. Lineage: Eukaryota; Metazoa; Chordata; Actinopteri; Scatophagidae. Bases 91 to 1485 code for a protein of 464 amino acids. Gene Ontology annotation, molecular function: dihydrolipoyllysine-residue succinyltransferase activity. Gene Ontology annotation, cellular component: oxoglutarate dehydrogenase complex. Gene Ontology annotation, biological process: tricarboxylic acid cycle. The record is from RefSeq and is a predicted model, not a curated record.